Messenger RNA from Porites lobata, 6960 nucleotides. Lineage: Eukaryota; Metazoa; Cnidaria; Anthozoa; Scleractinia; Poritidae. The record is from the annotation of a GenBank genome assembly.
AUGGUGUCAUCAGCUAAAAUCUAUGUUCGACCCCUUCAAAAAGAUUUAAGUCUUGAGCAAACAGGACAGCCAUCAUUGGUGAGUUCUCUACUCAUUAUGACCAGUUUUCUUCUUUACCACAAUAUUCUGACCAAUGUACUUCUUUUGAUACAUUGACAUUAAGCUUGGCAGUGAGGGAUAGAGUGUGUUUAUGUCUUCUACUUUUACUAAAUGCCUUUCUAUCAAGAUGGAUGUUACAGUUAAUUUGUUUACUUUUUUUAUGUUAUUGUUUAUUACUGUUUUGAAAGUUCUUGAGCACAUCUCGUUAUAGUGGAAGAGCUUACAUGUAUGUGUCACUCUGCCAUUUAGCUGCCUCCUCAGGCUUGCUCUGGGCUUGUCCCCAGUUUUCCCUGAAAAGCACUUUUUUUUCAAUUUUUCACCAGAGCGAGUGUGAGUGACUUGUGACAAGGCAUUUGGAACUACUGUUGAAUUGUUGUUUAUUAGUAAACAGAACAGGCUAAGAUACACUAUGGUCAUCUGUGUUUGUAUUAGUCUUUUGACUCUUGCCCAUUGGAGAUGUGUGUCAAGUGUGGGAUCAAGAUUCAGCUUUCAAGAAUGAGGCAGCACAUGCAAGAUUGUGGUGGUGGAUCAAGUUCAAGUGCAAGUACAAGUAGUGAAAAUGACCCUGACAUGUUGGAUUUUGGUGGAUCAAGUAAAGUAACCACUGUUGUGAAUGAUGACUCAAGUGAUGAGGAUAAAGACCCUGUGCCCAUCAAGACAGGUACAUAAAAAGAACAGUGAAAAGCUACAUAAAAGACAAGACCUGUGACACUAAAACCUACAACACUGGCUACAUUAUAAAAAGCAAACUGAGAAAAUAAAGUGUGGAGUGCAGUGUGGCUAGUUUUGCACAACUCUUCUUACUAGGGAAUUGUGUGCAUUGGUGUUUGAUGGUGAGCUGAAAUUUCUGACAAGACAUGACCUGUAAAUCUCUUCUAAUAAAGUGUAAAUUAUACACAGCUAGGUCUGUCCCUCCCCUGGAACAGAAAACCAUCAGUGUGAUGACUAUGGUGCAGUGGGCUAAUAAUUAUUUGUAGAAAUUGUCUCUUUUUCUUUUCAAUGUUUUCUUAUGCAUAAAAUUUGAUUUCUCUCACUGCACAAAUAUAAAAAUGUUUUACAUGUUGAUCCUGGGGAUGAAAACGAAAAGGUGCAAUGCAAAUGUUGCUUGGUUGUAAUCAUGCUUUAAAUAUCUUACAUUUUAAGGAUGGCAGGAAAAGAGAGCAAUCAGUCCCACUGCCCUUGCAGAUUUCCAAGGAAUUUUUCCUGUUAAAUCAAGCUCUGACCUGCAGUCAGCUCUGGACAUUGGUGGUAGUCUUGAAGAAGCAAUAGAUCUACUUUUGGAAUCGGGUCAGUAUUAGGAACCCAUAACACCUUAUUUUGUUGUGAAUGUUUAUAAAAAUGUUUUUCCUUGAAGAGGAUGAAAUUUUAGUUGAAUUUCUUAUAAGCAGUCAAAAGCUUGCAACAUUUCAUCUCCUUUGUUUGUAAAAUAAUGGAGCUGUCAAAUUGAGGCCUACUAGCAUUCAAACUUCACUGAAUGUUUUUUUCCUGACAUGCAGCUUCUUAAGUUGUUGCAUAACAUGGAACAUAAGUAUUUCUCCUAGAUUUAUAAUGGGUCUACUUGAUUGUACAGGUAUGCAAUCAAAAUUAUAUUUUACUCUUUGGGUCAUUAAUAUUUAGUCAUAUGAUUAAUUGUAAGGUUCAAAUGCUGGUGACAGGGAUAGUAGCUCUACUGAAACUGGUAAGCCCAAACUUCAGGUACCUUCAACCUUGAGAGAUUAUUAGAAUGAUAGACGACAUGUAUGGGUAAUAGAACAGGAGGGCAUUUUGCAUGCGCAUGCGUGAAUCCGCUGAAUGACAAUAGCGUGGGUGCAUCAAAUCUGAUGGCGGGAAAUCGAAAACUCGCGCGUAAAGUUACAGUCCUUUUAAAAGCCAUUUCGUUGGUGCUUUGAAUACCGCACUUUCCUUCAAAAAAUAUUCUCCAUCACAAAAAUCAGACGUUUUCUACGCGGGUUUUCACUUGUAGAUUUUUCAGCAGUAGGUUUCCUUGGCCUUUUAAAGACUUUCAAGACUCAACGCCAAAAAGUCAUGUUCCUGUAUAAGUCUGAUUUUCACUGGCAAAGCAAUGCAUUUCUAUGGUUUGAUUUCCAAACUCGUGGUUUUACACAUCAGGGAGGAAAUGCAUCGUAGCAAUGUUCAGCUGCUGUAGGGCAAAAAGCGAAAAAAAAAAUUACCACGCAAGGUUUAUUUAUUAGCGCGAUGUCUCAUGUUAAACUGAUCGCGAAGACAAGCGUUUAUAUAUGUGUGGGGGUUUGUUCGAGCAACUCGCUCGGUACACGACGAGGGACCAGGAAUCUGAUUUACAUCUUGCUUUUAUUCUUCUUAAUCUUCUUACAACUUCUGCUUACACUACUUCUACUCUACUUUUCCUACUCUUCUCUACUCACUAGUUCAAGUAUAGUAGCGGUUUUAAUAGCCAAAGCUGGACGUGUUUGGGUUAGCUGGCCGGAAGAGUUUCCAUUGUAUUUCUUAUCGCUAACACUGCAACAGGUUUGCUAUUGUCAGGGAAUAGAUUAGCCUACGCACAGCCGCAACUGAUAAGUACCAAAUAACGAAGGUCAGCUCUAACAGCACAAACACGACCACCUGUAACAUUCCUAAUAUGGCAAUAAGUAAAUUCGCGAGCUAAGCAUAACUUCAAAUACAAGUAAACACAAAAGAUCAAAACAGGAAAACAGUACGUGGACAAAAACAAGACUUAAUGAAAGAAAAACUAAACUCAAAAGUUAAGAUAGAUCCGUCUUAAAAAUUACUUUCAAAAUACUUCAGAACAUAUGCCACAAAAACGUGAAAUCUAUGGGGUUUUUACAGUUUUUUGAAAGUUUUCGCGGAAAAAUUUAUAAAAAAUAUUCUAUUGGAAAUGAAGAAUGGACUGAGCUUGAGCUUGAGACAGAAACAAUUACAAGUGAUUAGGUAGAACAUAAUCACUUGAGCAUUUCUAAGCUCAGUUGCAGACAAAACGAAUGCACGCAUACUCCGAAAAAACGAACAGUACUUUUAUUUUUCUUUAACUCUAAAGGUACAAAGAUUUUUCCUAAGCUACUAUUUUGAAAGUACUCUUGAGUGACAGCUCCUGUGCUCCACAAUCGAUUUCUUGUUAUUAAUCUGUAUUUGAUGACAGUAGUGAUCCAUUCAAAACAGAGAAUGGCCAUCACUCCAUAUAAAUCUAAAUGACGAUGUUGUUCACCUUCAAAGCCUGUUUGAACAUAAGAUAGGAAGUUUGUUAAAGGGUGCAUAUAAUGCUGUUUCCUCAAAAAAUAAAUACUUCUGCUAAAGGACCCAAAUGAGCUGGGAUGCGACAACAAACAUGACACAAAUGGAUGGAUAAAUUUGUCUGUUCUUAAUGUUUCUGUUGAGAGCUUUUUACUGUAUCCAGAUGAACCCCUUAUGUAAGUUGUACAUCAUGGAAGAAUUAUCAAGCAGAAACUGAUGCACUAAACAAGAAUGUGGUUCAAUACAGAGGAGAAGCUGGUCUCAGUCAACAUCCUUCGUGAAUGAAAUGUCUCACAAAUUAGCAUAUCAACAAAUGUAGUAUCCACAAAAUGGUAUCAUUUAGGAAUAAAUGCGAUUUUUUGGCAACAGAAGCCAGGAUUUAUUUAAAAGGUAUAUUGAUAACGUUUCAUUUCGUGCUAUUUUGGGGUUGGGGAGUUAGGCUAGAUUUUCUUUAAAACGCCAAAAUGUUAUAUUUAUUUGCAUAAUGAAAUGUAAACAAACAGUGUACCAUCAAAAUAUGGUGGAAAAAAAAUCAGAAUUCAAACCGAUUGCUGUAAUUUUUUUCCUUUGUAUAACUAAAUGAUAGAAUAUUCUUAUUUUCAAAACACAAUCUUACUGGCAUCAUUAUAUUGAUUUAAAUUUAUAGUUGAAGUGCGUGUAUUUUAUUUCUCAACGAAGACGUACUGGAGAAGAAAGCUAAAAUUAUUACAGAAGGCGAUUUUUCACAGCCUUCAUCAAAGCGCCCUUCAUUCGCGGAAGUAUUCUUAGUUUCAUUAAUCAUUAACUUAAUCUGGGGAGAAAGGCAAGAUUUCGAGAUAAACAAGCCAGAGAAAGGGUGAAAAACAGUUUCACGGCAGAAUGGACAUUUAAUUAACCACUGUAUUCCUCGAAACGAUUAAGUUCGAUUUUAGAGUUAUACUAUUGAGAAGAAUUAAGUAUCUAUAGGAUAAUUGUUCGACGAAAAACUAUCAUACUGACCUUUUCCUCCUGCUCAAAAAAUGUGCGCGAAAUGUUAGGUGGUAAGAACAUUCAGCCGCCAUCUUGUCUUCGAUGUACUGUUUUACGAAAGGAAAGACUGUCCUCUCAAGGGCGACAGCGAGGCUACAAUAAACUCACUUUCAUCGUAAAAAAUACCACGAUACCUUAAAGAACACGUCUGAGGAACGUAGCACCCAAUACACGUCAUUCAGCUCCAGAAAACAGCCUGCAAAUGCUGGUACUGAACGUAAACAAUUCACAGAAAAUGCCUCUAUGGCACUUCAACAGCCCAUAUUGACGCAUGCGCAUACAAAAUGCCCUCCUGUUGGGUAAUAGACUCGUAAUAUCACUGUUUUCUUUUCUUCCAAGUCAAUAUAGUCAAUAGUAUUCACAUUCAUGUCAAUCAGAGAAGUUCCUUAAAAAAAACACAACAACAAUGACCAAAAAUCAAGGAGGAUAAUUUAUUAGAAAAAGGGCAUUCAUUGGAAGGAUUGCCCAAAACGGAAUCAUUGCAGUGUGCAAUGUUAAUUCAAUAUACUAUUGACAGUUAUUGUACAAUUUGUCUCUUUCGUAGGCAAGCCAUCCAUUACCACACAUGCAUCCACAGCUGUGGAAAUUAUGCAGUCCUACAGAUACCAGACAGAGCAAGGCACAGCAUAUAUUGAUGUUAACAGAAUGCAGUUGUCUAUGCUCCGCCAGAUAAUGACAAUUUACAAGAACCCUCAAUUUAACUUAAAGAAACGUGUGAAUGUAAUCUUCCACGGAGAGCAAGGUGCUGACUUGGGAGGCCCAACUAAAGAAUUCUUUCACAGUGCCAUUAGUUCCUUGAGUAAAGUUGAUCCUGUAUUCAAUAUGCAGUUGUUUGGUGGUCAAGAGGGACAUCUAAUCCCCUUUUAUGGAGUAGAUGCUGUUUCUUCAGGGUGUUUUCAAGUAGCAGGGAAACUUGUGGCACAUAGUUUGAAGCAUGAUGGCCCAGGAUUGGUAGGCCUAUCUCCUGCUGUAGUUAAAUACGUUAACACUGGUUCCUUGGAGGAGGCUGCGACCCUUGUUACAAUGGAUGAUCUAACCGAUCUUGAGCUCAAGGGACUCCUGGAAGAAAAGGUUAGAUAGGCUACAAUAAAAGUUUUAUUGUUACAAUGCUUAAACUUAUGAAUCUUACUGUAACACUUGCCAUGUAUCAAGCAGCUUGCAAAAUCCAGAUCAAUAUCAGUUUCUGGGCAACUGUGCACCUACCCCUCCCCUAACCCAACAGCAACACUAACUUAUUAACUUAUUAUAACAUGUUCUCACACAACUUUCAAAUUUCCAUUGCCUCAGUUUCUAGAGAGGUAUCCAUCACUUUCUCCUUUCUACUACCAGCCUAUUACAAUAUUAAAAUUGGAAAACAUAGUGAUUCCACCCAAUUUUCUUUAAGACUGCCAAUUAUUACAUACUGUACCUAUUUCAAAACAUAUUAAGCCAAUACUGUGUACUUGUGUUGUUACUAAACAGAAUGAACAUUGCUUCACCAUGUCCUUUAGGUUUUAAAAGAACAGGCUAUGCAUCAGGUAGAUGAUGAAGCAAAAGAUAAGGUUGAGGAGUUGCUGGUCCGACAUGGACUAACAGAUGCAGUACCACUGAGUGAUGUUAACAAAGAGAAGGCUAUCAAGGAUCUCCUUGUUGCCGAAGUGUUGGUUACGAGAACAAUUGGCCUUGACUCAUUCUUCCGAGGUCUUAACACACUUGGACUGGGUGAUUUGCUUCGCAAGCAUCCCUCCAUAACUAAAUUUGUAUUUCCCUCAAUGGAAGAAGCUUCAGUUGACAUGGACAUACUGAAAAGCAAGUUAGUUCAAGCACAUACCAUCCAUGAAAUUGUUGGUGAAGCUCAAGCACAGGCUUGGGAAUGGUUUCUUGAGUAUGUCGACAACACUAGCUCAAAUGUAGGUGAGUAAUGUGCUUGCACUGUACUAUUCCCAUCUGAGGGUAAAAUCAUUCAGUUCUUUUGUUACAUUUGGAGUUAUGGUUUUGAGACUGAAUUCUAAUCACAAAUGCAGACAGCUGCUAGAUGCUAAAAUGUGAACAUCUGGAAUGUCAAAAUAAGUUUUUAGAAACAUGGACAAGUAUAUCAAGUGACAUGAUUCCCAUGGAAGCAGUGAAACCUCACCAUGUCUGCCUUUACACAUGUACUUGCCAUAUACAUGUAAAUAAGCAGUUUGCCUAAAAAAGUCCCUGGCAGUGUUUUGAACACCUAUAUGGCAUUUCUAAAUAGAAAAACGAAAUAGAAAUGGUCCGCUAGUAAUGCCAUUGACAUUAAGUGAAAAGAGUCAUUUGUAUGUAGCAAUAUUGAUUGAAGUCAAUAUCCACCAUAUCUCAAAGUAAAAGGUUGGAGAGACAUGGCAACAAUUCAAUAUUAAUUUUCUUAUGCACUUUGUUUUGGGGGUUAACCUUGCAGAUGAAAACACGGGAUACCCACUAAGUAACUCACUGGUGAUAUUCAUUACUGGCAGAACAGUUCUUGACCCACAAGAGGAUUUGGAAGUUGCAUUUCAGACUGAUACCAGAAGGAAACUUCUUGAGGCAGACAGUUGUUUUCGUAAAGUGAUACUACCAAUCUCACAUAGUUGCUAUGAGGAGUUCAAGGCAGCAUGCAAUCUUUCGUUACUAUCAGGAGCUGUAGGAUAUGGUACAUUCUGA